Messenger RNA from Wyeomyia smithii (pitcher-plant mosquito), 1340 nucleotides. It is a transcript of the gene Rbm13, whose product is annotated as protein MAK16 homolog. Gene Ontology annotation, biological process: maturation of 5.8S rRNA; maturation of LSU-rRNA. Gene Ontology annotation, cellular component: preribosome, large subunit precursor; nucleolus. The coding region runs from base 150 to 1202 and encodes 350 amino acids. The transcript has 4 exons. NCBI's taxonomy places the organism in Eukaryota, Metazoa, Arthropoda, Insecta, Diptera, Culicidae. The record is from RefSeq and is a predicted model, not a curated record.
GUAUUAUUUUUGUUUACGUUGGUUCUUAUAACCGCAAGUCAAACUCAAUCCGCAUGUGUUUUACCUGAAAGCGGUUGUUUUUUCGCCCAAAUCAAUUGUAUUAUAUUAACUUUAUUUUCUACUUUUAAAAGUAAAUUGUCUGCCACAAAAUGCAGCAGGACGAGAUCGUGUGGAGCAUCAUCAGCCGGCAGUUCUGCUCGUACCAGGUGAAAACACAGACGCAGAAUUUCUGCCGAAACGAGUACAGUCUGACGGGGUUGUGCUCGCGAAAGGCAUGCCCUCUGGCGAACAGCCAGUACGCCACCAUUCGGGAGGAGAACGGUAUAAUCUACCUGUACAUGAAAACGGCCGAGCGGAAUGCGUUUCCAUCCAAGCACUGGGAGAAGGUGAAACUGUCGCGAAACUAUGAGAAAGCUAUCUAUCAGCUGAAUGAAAAUCUCCUGUACUGGGAUCGGUUCGUGCGGUUGAAGUGCAAACAGCGGUUCACCAAGAUUACCCAAUAUUUGAUUCGAAUGCGAAAGUUGAAACUGCGAAGGCAAAAGUUGCUGGUUCCGUUGGCUACGAAGAUCGAAAGGCGCGAGCGAAGACGCGAAGAAAAGGCACUGGUGGCGGCUCGAAUUGACAACGCCAUCGAGAAGGAACUGAUGGAACGGCUCAAGAAGGGCACGUACGAGGACAUCUACAACUUUCCGCAGGUGGCUUUUAACAAGGCACUGGAAGCGGAAGAGGUUGAGGAUGAGGACGAAGCGGAGGAUGAAGCGGAAGCCGGAAGUGAUAUGGAACAGGAGGUGGAGAAGGAAAUGGAGAUGGACGAAGAGUUGCAGCGGGAGUUCGACAUGGAUGAGGAAUUCGUGGAGGCUGACUCCGAGGAGGACGAUAGUAGCGAGGAUGAGAAAGUGGAAAAGGACAGCGAGGAGGACGAUGAUGAUGGUGAGAAAGCGUCCGAUGCUGAAAGCGAGUCUGGUGUUAAGGAGCGGGUGAUAGUCGAAAGUGAUUUCGAAUCGUCCGAGGAAGAAGACAUUGAGGACAUCGCAUCGAAGGUGACUCCGCGACUUCCGAAGAAACCGCUGAAGAAGAAGGCGUCACUGAACGGGGGUCCUUCAACCAGCAAUCCGAAGAAACCUAAGAAACUACGCAAACCGCACCUGGAAAUCGAGUAUGAGGUGGAAACCGCCCCAACGAGGCAUCGCCUACAUCAGUGAGAUGCCCUACAGCAAUGGGGCCACACUGCGCUUCCUGCUGCCGGGUCCGUUCCGCCACCAGGAUUGCAAUCUGACCCGGCUGUCGCAGCAGAUCGCGGAUUCGGUGUACCACGACGAGGCAGACGAUCAGCUCGGGUC